Messenger RNA from Melitaea cinxia (Glanville fritillary), 1570 nucleotides. RefSeq names its product kelch domain-containing protein 3. Gene Ontology annotation, cellular component: cytoplasm. Gene Ontology annotation, molecular function: chromatin binding; protein binding. NCBI's taxonomy places the organism in Eukaryota, Metazoa, Arthropoda, Insecta, Lepidoptera, Nymphalidae. The coding region runs from base 291 to 1436 and encodes 381 amino acids. The transcript is spliced from 5 exons. The record is from RefSeq and is a predicted model, not a curated record.
ACUAAAUAUGUUAAUAGCCUUAGUUAUUUUGUAUCUGUUGACUAAAUUGACAAUUGACACAACCGUCAAUGUUAAUAAAAAUAGAUACAAUUUAAAUUUCAUAAAAUAAAAUAAACAUACCUACUUCUAAGUCAUUUAUUCUUCCCAUGCCCUCGGUUUUAGUUGUACCAGUAGGUUAAAUUUCCUGGUUCCGAUAUUUCUUUUGAGACCUUUUUUGUGAAAUUUUCCUUAACCGAGAAACAGUAAAUAAAAAUAAAAAAAACGAAUCGAUAGAAAGACCACGAUACAAAAUGAGGUGGACAGUACACAUUGAAGGUGGACCUAGACGGGUUAAUCAUGCAGCCGUGUGUGUUGAUGAUAAAAUAUAUUCUUUUGGUGGAUAUUGUUCAACUGAAGAAUACAAUGAUUGGGAGUCAAUUCCAGUUCAUGUAUUAGACACUUCGACCUUAAGAUGGGCACCAAUAAAUUAUAAAAAAAACGAUGUUGUACCCUUCCAAAGGUAUGGCCACACAGUAGUUCCAUAUGGCCACAAGAUUUUUAUGUGGGGUGGUCGCAAUAAUGCAGUAGCUUGUGAUACACUAUCUUGUUUUGAUACAAAAAAAUUAGAGUGGAGUACGCCUGCAGUAACUGGAAUGCUGCCGUAUGCUAAGGAUGGUCACUCAGCUUGUAUUAUCAGAAACAAAAUGUACAUAUUUGGCGGGUUCGAAUAUCUCACAGACCAGUACUCACAGGAAGUUCACUGUCUAGAUUUAGAAACAAUGCAGUGGAGAUUCAUUAAUGCUAAAGGUACUCCGCCAUUACACAGGGACUUUCACACAGCCAUUGCAUAUCACGAUAGAAUGUACAUCUUUGGAGGAAGAGGGGACCUGAAUAGUCCUUAUAAUUCAGAAGAAGAAAUAUAUUGUCCUCAAGUUUAUUAUUUAGAUACCAUUUCUGAGACAUGGGUAACUACCAACCCUAGUGGUACAUGGCCUGAGGCAAGACGCAGCCAUUCCGCCUGGCUUUACAAUGAUUACAUGUACAUCUUUGGAGGAUUGAAUGCUAAAACAAAAACACACUUCAAUGACCUCUACAGAUAUUCCAUAAAAGGAAAUUUUUGGGAAUAUCUUAAUGUACAUGGUGUGGGGCCUUGUAAGAGAAGACGACAAGCUUGUCUUAUUUAUAAGGAUAAAGUAUACUUAUUCGGAGGAACGAGUCCUUGUUCACUUAAUAAUCUUAACAGACAAGUAAAUGAUGCUGAAGAUAAUCCUGAGAGACUUAUAGACAAUAGUGAUCUCCAUGUGUUAGAUUAUGCACCAACAUUAAAAACUCUGAGCAUUCUUUGUGUCUUAGAACACAAUUUAGAUCAAUCGUCACUUCCUCGGGAUAUUAUACUUGAUAUUAGAAUGAUGACCAUGCCGAAUCGCAUCAGCAGACCAAUUAAUCAAGCUGGUUAGCUUGAAACAUAUACAGCAUUAUUGUUAUAUUUAAGAAAGAAUGUAUAACAUGUUAUAAAAAGUUUCAGUAUGCUUUCAAUAAAGCAUACAUGGUAUUUGUUGUGUUUGUAAUUUAAAGUUUGUUAUUCAGUUAA